This is a messenger RNA of Gopherus evgoodei (Goodes thornscrub tortoise), 1357 nucleotides long. RefSeq lists its product as uncharacterized. NCBI's taxonomy places the organism in Eukaryota, Metazoa, Chordata, Testudines, Testudinidae. The transcript is spliced from 7 exons. The record is from RefSeq and is a predicted model, not a curated record. The coding region runs from base 78 to 1181 and encodes 367 amino acids.
AGAGACCUUUUGCAUGAAGCAUAUUGCAGUUACAUUAUAUUCACACUCAUUAGCAUAUUUUUAUAAAAUCAUCUAGAAUGGAACAUGACAACAGCAAAGAUGACAGUGGAGACACCUCCGAAGAAAUGCCUAGAGCCCUUGGGCCAUCACGUUUCAGGAAUCCACUUUCGAUCUCUUGGCUUCUACCCCCUACCCUGCUGGCAGGGCAUUGUGCAGCACCCUUUCCAGCGCACCUGGGUGCAGGAGAUCGAGGAAGAGAGCAUCUGCCAUCCAGCUUCAUCCUAGCAAAGACCCCCAGUGCCAAGCAGGAGUGGACUGAGGAGGAGGAGGAAGAAGAGAAGGAGGAGGAGGAUGUGUCCCCUGAACAAGACACCAUCAGGGUCAUCCAGGAGCACCUCUGGGGCAGAGCUGAGGUACAAAAAUCUUUCAGCUGCGCUGGCCCUGAGUCUGCCCUGCCCCUUCUUCCAUCCCCACCUACACAGGGGGUCUUGUCCCAGAGAAUCCCUCACCCCCAAUGGGGGGAACUUCUCCCUUGUUACCUGGCACCCCAAGUGGGAGCAUGUCUCAUGCACACCAAGGUGUCCGCUCCCCGCAGACACUGUCCCAGUUACAACCCCAGUCUGUGCAGGGCGACGCUGGUUUCGAGAAGCGGGGUGGCUUUCCUUGUCCAACUCCAUGGGGUUCCUGAGCCAAGGAGCUGGUGUAGUUGCUGGCCAAACAGCUCCGCUUCCUCCAUACUCUCCCACGUCUGUGCUUCUCCACAGCAGCAGGGGCUGAACACUCUGGAGCCCCACUUCUCCAAAGCGGCCCUCGUGGAGAGCAUUGCGGAGCUGAUUGAAAAUCUGCCCGUGGUGCCAGAGCCAACCUUCAUCAUCUCCAGCUUCAUGGCCGCAGUUUGCAGCCUCAGCAAACUGAAGCCGCUGCUUGCCCUGGAGCUGGAAUCACACCUCCUGCGGGCUCUUCUUUACACCAUCUUCACCAUAGGCACUGGGCAGGAUGCCACCCACUUCCAGGCUCUGCACAACAUCUAUUUACAGAGCCUAGAUGCCAUGGUCGGGUGCCUACUCACCAAGACCCCCACCCCAGACAUGCUGCAGCACGUUUUGGAGAUGAGUAGAAUGGGCUGGUCUGGGGCAGAAUUUCCUCUUAACCCCGUGAGACGGCUGCAAAGGAGAGACUAGAAGAGUCCUGUUUCUAUUUGUUAGUGCCUAUGUUAGUGCCGCAGCCCUAGGCAGUUUUGCCCUGGCCUCCAUGUUCAGGAAACGAGCAUACACGUACUCUCAAACAAGAAGCAUUUCCCCGAAAGUAACCGUUGGGGCUAGGCAAAUUUUGUGGUCAGCCAGUACCAGGAGCCGCG